AUGGCCGAGAAACUGUCCGACGAGCAGGUUGCCAAUCUGCUGGUCCUUCUGCGUAAGGAUGUGUCCGUCGAGGCCAAGGUCCAGCAGGUCACGGCCACCAAGUCGGCAAUCAAGCAGCACAAUGUCCCAGACAGCUGUAUUCCUCAGCUAUUUGAGGCAUUGCGCCUCGCUUCCAGCUCUCAGCACUCCGCCAUUGUCACCGCUGGCUUUGCCGCUCUCAACCACCUCUUGACGCGAUUGUCCCGUCAAGACCCCAAAUUCAUCGUUCGGGAGGCAAAACAAACGCUGCCCCUGAUCGUCGACAAGAUGGGCGACCAAAAGGACAAGUUCCGGACUCUCGCGAUACAAGCCAUGGCGACGUACUACACUCAAUCUCCAGCCGAUGCAGAACGCUCCGUGCGCAAUAUCGCGCUGGUGGGUAAGAAUCCCAGGGCGAAGGAGUCUGGCAUGCAAUGGCUUCUCCAGAUGCACAAGGAGCAUGGCCUGCAGUUCAGGGCCUACGUGCCAACACUCAUGGAUCUUCUUGAAGACGCAGACGGGAUGGUCAGGGACGUCGCCAAGCAGACGGUGAUAGAGCUCUUCAAAGAUGCACCCAACGCCGCCAAGUCUGACCUAAAGAAACAACUGAAGAAUUUCAAGGUGCGGCCAGCCAUUGAGAGCGCCAUCGUCAAAGAGCUCAAUCCCGUGGGAGCUGUGAAGCGUGACCUCGGAGAAGCCCGCCCAGCUUCUGCAGCAUCUACCAGACCGAACUUGGGCGCCAGUGUCUCGUCAAUGUCAAGCGAGCGACCUACCACACCAGCGCCGCCACCAGAGGCCACAGCCGAAGCGGUCGAGCCGUCCUACGUCAACACACAACGCGAACUAGACGAAAUCUUCAAGGACAUGCACUACUGGUUCGAGGGCAAAGAAUCGGAACAGAACUGGCUCAAACGUGAAGAGAGCGUUAGGAAACUGCGGAAACUCACUGCUGGCAAUGGGCCAUCAGACUUUCCGGAUGCCUUUGUUGCGGGUGCCCGCGCCCUGUUGGACGGUAUCAUCAAGGCCGUCAUAUCACUGCGAACAAGUUUGUCCAAAGAAGGCUGCUCGCUGGUUCAGGACCUUGCCAACACGUUUGGACCAGCCAUUGAUCCCAUGGUGGAGCUUCUCAUGCAGACAUUCAUCAAACUGUGCGCCGCCACCAAGAAAAUCGCUUCACAGCAAGCCAAUAUGACUGUCGACACGAUCAUCGGCAAAUGCACAUACACCCCUAGAAUCAUGCAGCAUAUAUGGGCGGCAUGCCAAGACAAGAACGUACAACCCCGUACUUAUGCUGCGGGAUGGCUCCAAACCCUGAUGAAAAAAGAGGCUCAUCACAAGAGCCAUAUCGAGCACGGUGGUGGCCUGGACCUCAUCGAAAAAUGUCUCAAGAAAGGCCUCGCAGACUCCAACCCUGGUGUCCGUGAGAGAUGUCGCGCGACUUAUUGGCAAUUCGCCGGGAUCUGGCCUGCAAAAGCAGAAGCGAUUAUGGAGUCGCUGGACGCUGUUGCGCAGAAACUCUUGCGCAAUGACCCUCACAAUCCCAACUCGCCAAAGAAAGCCGAGGCUGCCGCCCCUGCCCGGCCUGGUUUAGGACUCUCAAAGAGCACGAUGGGAGGCACCAAGCCCUCUCUUCGCGAAGCGAUGAUGGCACAGAAGAGACAGUUGGCGGCCAAGAAUCUGCCAGCGCGGCCUGGAUCUGCAAUGGCAACCAUCACGCCGGCACGACCAGCAACCACGACCACAAGCACGACACAUUCGGCAGCUCCAGCCACCAGGCCGCGCCCAGAAGCGUCGACCUUGUCCACUGGCGGCAUGUCUCAUGCACCGAUGCGUCCUGCCCGGAGACGACCGGAGAUGGCUGCGCGCCCUGCUACUGCCGGACCCUAUUCUGUCAGAUCCCACGAUGCAGCUUCUACAGAACGCACGAGCCCGUCAGAUGCGGCGAAGAAGCCAGUGCUCAGCAAACCGAUUUCAGGCUCUCCUAAGAGGACUGCGCCUCGAGCUCGGCCUGGCCACCAAGCGACUGCAAGCGAGUCAAAUGUGGCAACCAUAACAACGCCAUCCAGGCCUCCCACUGCUCCCAAGGCGGUGGCACCACCGUCUCGUAUAAGUCCCUCCAAGUCGCAGACGGUGGCAAACGCGAUUGUCUACACUAGCCCUUCCAAGUCCUCGGAAGACUUCACGUUGGUCGUGCCGGAGGUUGCCAGCUUGAAACAAAGCGCGCGGCCAAGCUCUCCAAGCCCAAACACGACACCUGUUGGCACCCCAAGAUCUACACCCGUUGCAGAGCCUGUGCUCUCCACGCCCUCAAAGACACCCCUCAAAGUCUUUGAAGAUCCUUUCACGGCUGAAGCAAAGGAGACGCCUAGGCCGACCAGUUCUCCAGAGGUGGUGCAACGUCCAGUCCUGGAGGACAAGCCCGUCAAUGAAGACGCAGCUGUCCCUGGGCGAAUGAGCAAGGACGUCGGAGAGCAAGCACUGAGCCCAGCGUCAGAAGUGUCACCGGAGAAGGCCCGCCAGUACGCGCGGUUGCUUGAGAGCGGAAUUACACGAGUAAAGGCCCAAACACUGGAUGUGCAUGGCUUCCGCAAGCUACAGAGUGUGAUCCGGGACAACAAGUCCCUGUUCUCAGACGAGACUUUUGAUGCCCUGCUAGUUGGACUCUUUGAAUAUCUGGAGUCGCCGCUCGCGGAUCUGGCUCCUGAGAAGAUCCAGGAUGUCAAGGCGCAGAUACUUGCAACAGUGAAGCUGAUGCUGAAGAAGACGCCCAACAACUUCCAGCCACACAUAUCGAGAGGACUGGAGGCGCUUCUUGCUGCGCGUGCUUGCUAUGAUGCUCGCACACACAUUGUGAGCGGUCUGGAGCUACUGGCCGACGAGCUUGUUGUUCUCGGGGAUGCUGAUGAGAUCGUCGUAACCAUGACUAAGAAGUUGUCGAGCAUGGACGCGACUGACACCUCGGGCAGCCGAAGUAUGAGCAUGGGGUUGCAUAUCCUACGGCAGCUGAUUGAGACUAAGACGACUUUCGUGCCCACCGAAGCGGAGAUUGAAUCUCUUGCUGCGCUCUCAAGCACAUGCCUUGAGAGCAAGGAAAGUGGUGUAAGGAUGGACGCCGUGCAGCUCUGCGUAGCUCUACACGCGCGAGUUGGCGAGACCAAGUUUUGGUCAUGCAUGAAGAACGUCAAGGACGAUCCGAAGAGCCUCAUCACCUACUACGUUGUGAAGCGGCAACGGGAGAACCAAGCUGCCCGAGCUUAA
Microdochium trichocladiopsis is the source of this 3276-nucleotide messenger RNA. Its product is annotated as clasp N terminal-domain-containing protein. Gene Ontology annotation, molecular function: microtubule binding. The record is from RefSeq and is a predicted model, not a curated record. NCBI's taxonomy places the organism in Eukaryota, Fungi, Ascomycota, Sordariomycetes, Xylariales, Microdochiaceae. Bases 1 to 3276 code for a protein of 1091 amino acids. The transcript is spliced from 4 exons. Gene Ontology annotation, cellular component: cytoplasmic microtubule; mitotic spindle; mitotic spindle midzone. Gene Ontology annotation, biological process: mitotic spindle assembly; astral microtubule depolymerization.